Phycodurus eques (leafy seadragon) is the source of this 835-nucleotide messenger RNA. It is a transcript of the gene tm4sf21b, whose product is annotated as transmembrane 4 L six family member 21b. The transcript has 6 exons. Lineage: Eukaryota; Metazoa; Chordata; Actinopteri; Syngnathiformes; Syngnathidae. The record is from RefSeq and is a predicted model, not a curated record. Gene Ontology annotation, cellular component: membrane. The coding region runs from base 43 to 666 and encodes 207 amino acids.
CGGCGUCGAUAGGUUCACCUUUUUCCACACCCACCCGCCCACAUGUUUGCGCUUCGACCAGCAAGCAUGUGUACGGGAGCGUGCGCCAAGGUGGUAGCGGUGCCCCUCUACAUCCUGGCCUUCUUGUCCAUCGUCUGCAACAUCGUGCUCUUCUUCCCCGACCUCGACACCAAGUACGCGGCCGAGGAUCGUGAAGGACAGGCCCGCAUCACCGAGGAGGUGAAAUACAUGGGAGGGGCGAUCGGAGGAGGAAUAAUGGUCCUCAUUCCGGCCAUCCACAUCCACCUGAGCAGUUCUGGCAAAUGCUGCGCCAACCGUUGCGGGAUGUUCCUGUCCAUCGGCUUCGCGGCGGCCGGCGUGGCGGGCGCCGUGUACAGUCUGAGCGCGGCCGGCCUGGGCCUGGCCAACGGGCCGCUGUGCUACUGGAGCAACCGGCAAAAUCCCAUCCCCCAAUGGGGGGUCCCCUUCGCUAACAGCACGGGGAGCUACCUGACGGAAAAGGACACGUGGAAGUGGUGCGUGGUCCCGAAGGGCGUGGUGGAGUUCAACGUGGGGCUGUUCUCCACCUUACUGGUGGCGGCCUGCCUGGAACUGGUCCUCUGCCUCGUUCAAAUGAUCAACGGGCUCUUCGGAUGCAUCUGCGGCACCUGCUCCGGGAAAGAGUGAGCCAGGCGAGCGCCCGAAGAAGAGACCGCGUGGAUCGACGCCAUUUCUCCGUUUGCAAUUGAAAAUCUCGCCGGGAUGGAAAAGCCUGACGACGCCGCGCAGGCCCUCUUGUUUCUCCGCGAUGUGAUUCCGCUCCUUUUCGCAUGUACAUGUUUGAACGUAUUUUGUA